Rhizopus microsporus ATCC 52813 is the source of this 1641-nucleotide messenger RNA. RefSeq names its product acetyl-CoA carboxylase. The record is from RefSeq and is a predicted model, not a curated record. Gene Ontology annotation, molecular function: ligase activity. The transcript has 12 exons. The coding region runs from base 1 to 1641 and encodes 546 amino acids. Lineage: Eukaryota; Fungi; Mucoromycota; Mucoromycetes; Mucorales; Rhizopodaceae.
AUGUCCACGAAUACACUCUUAGACCACCUUGUUCCACGUUAUCCAACCGCGAUUAUUAAAGAGGAUAAAGAGUAUAAGGAAAAUUUGGUAGAGUGGGAAAAGUUAAUAGAUCAAUUAAAAGAGCGAUUGAGAGAGGCAACAGAUGAGGGAAAACCUAAACAUAUUGCACUUCAUAAAAAGCGCGGACAACUCUCAGCUCGCGAGCGUAUAGAUCUGCUCCUUGAUGAAGAUUCACCUUUUCUUGAGCUUUGUGCUUUAGCUGGUUACGAUCAGGAUGAUAUGACAUUAGGUGGAUCCGUCGUAAGCGGCAUUGGACUUAUAAACGGCGUGAUCUGUGGUGUUUCUGCCAACGUACCAACUAUGGCUGGUGGCGCAUCUAAUGAAACCUCAGUGCUAAAAACCGGGCGUCUUCAUCAAAUCGUUAUGCAAAACAGACUGCCUACAGUAACCUUGACGCAAACUGCGGGAGCUAAUCUACAACAACAAUUUCGUGUUUUCCAUAGAGGUGGCGCCGGUUUUCGUAACCUCGCCUUGCAAUCAAAGGCUGGGAUCCCUUCUUGUUGUGUAGUGUUUGGUAGCUCUACUGCUGGUGGUGCGUAUAUUCCUGGUAUGAGUGACUAUGUGAUCAUGGUUCAGAAACAAGCACAAGUCUUUUUAGGUGGACCACCCUUAGUGCAGAUGGCCACUGGCGAAGUAGUUGAUGCUGAAAGUCUUGGAGGAGCAGAUAUGCACUCCCGCGUAUCCGGUCUAAGUGAUCAACUGGCCGUAGAUGAAUACGAUGCUAUCAGAAAAGCUCGUGACUGGAUAGCUAACUUGAACUGGGAGCAGAAAGGCAAGUUACCUCCUAGACAUUUGGCAGGUCAAUAUGAAGAACCUUACUACUCUGCAGAGGAACUUCUUGGUAUUGUUUCUGCAAACAUUCGUAUUCCCUUUGAUGCUACUGAGGUCAUCAUACGACUCGUUGACGGCUCUCGAUUUACUCCAUUCAAGCCCAAUUAUGGUGAAAAUUUGGUCUGUGGAUGGGCCUUUAUUCAUGGAAUCCCUGUUGGUUUCCUUGCCAAUAACAAUGUCAUAUUCAAUCAAGAGGCAAACAAAGCUACACAGUUUAUUCAAUUAUGUAACACCAAAAACACACCGAUUGUAUUCCUACAAAACAUCACAGGGUUCAUGGUUGGAAAGAAGUAUGAAGAAGAGGGCAUUAUUAAGGCCGGAGCCCGUUUUAUUAAUGCAAUCAGUAACUCCAAAGUACCACAUAUCACCAUCAUGAUGGGCGCUAGUUAUGGUGCUGGUAACUAUGCCAUGUGUGGUAGAGCCUACGAACCACGAUUUUUAUUUUCAUGGCCAAACUCGAAAUGCUCUGUUAUGGGCGCUGAACAGUUAACGGGUGUACUAGACCUUGUCGCUAGACAGAGUGCAGCAAGAUCCAAGAAGAAAAUUGAUGAGGAGUUACUCGGUCAACGUAAAGCUUUGUUUCAAGCCUCUGUUGAAGGAGAAUCGGAUGUAUACUACACCUCAUCUCGCCUUUUAGAUGACGGUAUUAUUGACCCUAGAGACACUCGUCAUGUGAUCGGAUUUUGUCUUUCUGUGAUCUAUAAUAAUACCGUAGAAGGUGGAAACCUUUAUGGUAUUAGUCGUAUGUAA